AUGAACGAAGAAGAGGCCAGUAACCAAAUCCAGGAACUGUUGAAAGAUGUCAAUCAGGGCCGACCAAGAGACCACAAGAGGAUUAUUGAAUUGUUGAGGGCAUUACCAAAUGUGGCGUUGGUGCCUUUCAUCAAAAGUGGAUGGGGCAGCGGCAGGUGUACCAUUCUAAACCAAUUGGUCCAGGAGAGAGCACCCCUGGAGGUGGUCCGCAGUGUGGUGGAGGCUGCGCCCGAGUCAGUACGGGCACAGGUGAAUGAUGAUGACUUUCUACCAAUACACACUGCGUGUUGGCACAAGUGGCACGAGAAGGACUAUUCUGAUGUCAUCAUUUACCUGGCGCAGCAGUAUCCAGAGAGCAUGAUGGAAAAAUACAAAGGAAAUGUGGAACAAUUGCCAAUCCACCGGCUGGCGCAGGGAGAAGAUGGAAUUCUCAAGGCCAUCAAAUACAUGGUAGCGCAAAUCCCAGGCCUUGUAUCAACUAAGGACAAGUUUGGCUUCCUCCCACUGCAUUAUGCCUGCAGCCCCUCACCUUGA
Seminavis robusta is the source of this 534-nucleotide messenger RNA. The record is from the annotation of a GenBank genome assembly. Lineage: Eukaryota; Bacillariophyta; Bacillariophyceae; Naviculales; Naviculaceae.